Molecule: messenger RNA, 457 nt
Organism: Sipha flava (yellow sugarcane aphid)
Lineage: Eukaryota; Metazoa; Arthropoda; Insecta; Hemiptera; Aphididae
Product: 26S proteasome regulatory subunit 4-like
Exons: 3
Coding region: 144-437 (97 amino acids)
Source: RefSeq, a predicted model, not a curated record
UUAUAUUGUUGUAUUCGUCUUGACUGUGAGUUGUAUUUGUUGUACAUGUUCGUUUUGUAUACUUAUUAACUCAUAUAUUUAUUUUGUUUUUAGUUUUAUAUGUGUUUGAAUAUUAAGAAUUGAAUAUUGUUUAAGUAUUAACAAUGGGUCAAAGUCAUUCAGGUGGAGGAGGAGCUGGUGGUGAAAAAAAAGAUGACAAGGACAAGAAGAAGAAGUACGAACCACCAAUACCUACCAGAGUAGGCAAGAAAAGGAGGCGUGCAAAGGGUCCAGAUACAGCUACAAAACUUCCAUUAAUUACUCCACACACGAGAUGUCGUUUGAAGUUAUUAAAAUUAGAGCGUGUCAAGGAUUAUUUAUUGAUGGAAGAAGAAUUCAUUCAGAACCAAGAAAGACUCAAGCCCCAAGAAGAAAGGAAUGAAGUAAUCAUAAAUUGAAAUAAUAUAAUUUAAAUUUU